Molecule: messenger RNA, 2193 nt
Organism: Hydatigera taeniaeformis
Lineage: Eukaryota; Metazoa; Platyhelminthes; Cestoda; Cyclophyllidea; Taeniidae
Source: the annotation of a GenBank genome assembly
AUGAAGAAGGUGAUCGGAUUAGUCAUGAAAUUAAGGUUGAGUCUGAUAUGUUUCAAGAUACCUGCAUCUACAUUAUUGUGUCUUGUUUCCUGUGUAAAAGUCCUGUCCGAAACCCCCUUCUCUGUUGCAUACCUUGCGAAGAUUUUAGCCAAUGAGGUGAAAUCGAAUGGACCAAUUACUAGAUCGGUGGAAAGGCUAUACUGCGCUGCCGAGGUUAACGAUCUCGAUAGUGUCAGAGACAUCCUCACCAACACGGUCGACUUUUCGUCUAGACUUUUGAUUAAUGAGCCAAACCCUCUUCGAUUUGACGUCAAUGUUAGCGACUGCUAUGGUAUUACACCACUGCAUGUGGCUUCUGCAAAUGAGAACGUCGAGGUGGUGGAAUUCCUACUAUCCUAUGGAGCGGACCCUAACGCUAUGACAGUAAACGGAAUGAGUGCCAUUACAAUUUGCACUCUGUCUCACCUGGAGAAGCGCUUUGCGAAACACAAGGAGGAUUGGCAUUUAGUGGAGCUUGAUGUUGGUCAAGAGCCCUUUGGUACCUGGAGUAGAGCAGAACUCGUCUGGCUGUUGAGCUGUGACGCAAACCAAUCUCUUGCACCUCAUGAUAACGAAGACAUUCACAAGAUCUGCAAUUUGGAUGGCGUUCAACUGACUGGUCCGUACUGUUUUGGUGGCAGACUUCGGAUUGCAGAAUGCUUAGCUUUAACUUUCUAUGUGGGUGUCGCAGACACGAUUUACACAGAAGUGCUUUGUGUAAACCUUAGAUUUCCAGCUAGUCUCAAGACAAUAUUGCUGCUUCUGCAGCACGGUGCGAAUCCAAACAACGUCACGCAGCCUCUGCCUCCACUAACUGCUGCCGUCAGAGCUGGAGAUGUGGAGUUGUCGCGUCUUCUGCUGCAUUUUGGUGCAGAUCCAAACAAUCACGUUCUACGGCAACUUGUUACUACGUCCAAGAACACAUUCAUCGACAGCUUCGGAAAUAUCCAUGAGCCAAGUUGUGGUGGACUGACGGCAUUGCACUUCGCGGUGGUUUUUGCUGGCGAAAUUGGUGUCAAGCUAACACAAAUGCUUCUUCAAAGAGGAGCAAAUCCAUCACUGAGAGCUUUGCCUGAUGCCAGCUUUCUGGUAGGCAUUGAGGGCAACAAAUACUCGUGGCCGAUCUCUAAAUGUGACGGUGGCAGAACCGCGCUGCAUCUUGCCUGCGCUAAGACCUACGAUAAAGUGCACUCUUUGAUAAUCGUCCAAAUGUUGAUGGAUCACGGAGCCGACCCAAACCUUCUCUGCAAUGGCCAAUGCGCCCUCAGUCUGGCACUGAUCUGCGGUAACGACGACGUGAGCAAAUGCUUAAAUAUUUUGCUACUAAGGUUACUUGAUUCUCUGGUUGCGGUCUUCUUGAUUCAGCACCAUCGACCUACCAGUUUAACCCUCAUUCUCUCAACCAUGUUCGGGAGCAGGCAAGAUAUGGGGAGGAUGUCAGUUUCAUCGCACAUAGGCAAACUUAUGUUUCUCCAUUCACGACAGGUUGCGUCACUUCUGAUGACCUACCCACAAACAAAGGUAGGAAUGGGUUUGACACAUGGACUCGGCUCUUCUCUAUGCGUGGUGUUACAUCCACUCUUUGAGCACGUUCGAACUUUUGACGAUCGAUUGGCCCUCCUCGCCAAAAUGAUUGCUCACUGCCCCUCAGGUCUCCUCAAUCACCGCGUUAUCAUGCCCUGCGAAGCAGUUGAAGGUACCACGGCUAUCAGAAGAUGUCUUAAUCUGUAUUUACGCUUGCCCAUCAGCACCAGCAGUUAGAGGAGCUACGGUUUUGCUUUCAUUGUGGGAGAUCAGUGGCCAUCAACCUCUCCUCGUGUCGAAGGUGUGGAUUGGUGUUGUUCUGUUCCAAUGCAUGUCGAAGAGGCGCCUGGAGAGAAUGGCACGCGAAACAGUGUUUGGAUAUUAUGGGUUCGUCCAUAUACAUUUCAUCUUGGAACUGUAUUAUCUUGGCAAAACAUGGAAAAGGCGGCCAUGAGAGGCAAAAGUGGGAUGAAUAAGAAGGGAAAUCGCCUACCUGUAUCCUGCGCUAAAAAUGGGCAUCCUGCUCAUUCUUAUGGUUUCUACAAAGAUCGCAUCUACAUGAGUAAGGCUGCAAUUGAAAGUUUACUCGAGGAGGAUUUCUCUUCCCCAGGCAACUACAGCUUCAUUUGA